UCCUCCUCCUCAGUCAGCAGUUUGCAUAGUUGUGUGAUAUAACCGAAACUCUUCCACCACCCGGCGCGUAAACCCACCGCGUCCGCCAGCUGCCCCAACACGUCCCGCCCAUAAACGCCGAGCAUGUCACUCCGUAAAGUUCCUGACACCCCGGUGGAAGUCAUUGUGGAUCUGUUAACGAAAGCCAAAGAUGUAGCUGCAGCACAUGGUUCUGUUCCUGAGGACCUGAUGAGCCACUUGCAGAAGGCUCUGGACAUCGCCAGUGGACUGGAUGACUACCUGGACGAAAUAACCACACAGGAAAGCGAACCUCUGGCAGAGCUUUAUAAAAAAACGAUGUCUCAUGACUGGGAUCAGGUGUACAAGGAUGGGAAAACAAUAUUCCGUCUACCCAAAGAGUGCAUCACUGGCCACGUUGAAGGCCAAACCCUUAAGAUGCUGAUCCACAUGAGUCAAGCCAGGAGGGUCCUAGAGAUCGGGAUGUUCACAGGCUACGGAGCCCUGUCCAUGGCUGAGGGGCUUCCUGAGGAUGGCAGCAUAGUGGCCUGUGAGCUGGAGCCGUAUCUCAAAGACUUCGCUCAGCCCAUUUUUGACAAGUCUCCACAUGGCAAGAAGAUAACUGUCAAGACUGGAUCUGCCAUGGACACCCUGAAGGAACUGGCUUCUGCAGGCGAGCAGUUUGACCUGGUCUUUAUUGAUGCUGACAAGAGUAAUUACAUCAACUACUACAACUUCAUCAUGGAGCACAACCUGCUGAGGCUGCGAGGACUCAUAUGUGUAGACAACUCACUGUUCAAAGCAAAGGUUUAUCUUGAAAACACCACUGAUAGCAACGGGCUGGCACUUCGAGAGUUCAACCAGUUCGUGUCCAGCGAUCCGCGGGUGGAGCAGGUCAUUGUCCCUCUCAGAGACGGCAUCAGUCUCAUCAGGCGGGCGUCCGUGGCCUCUGAGCUGCUGCAGGGUACGAUAACAGAUGAUGAAGUUUUUCGUGGGGUCAAGGGCCGUUCCAUCCUGGAUCGGCUGCGUCUUGAUGGAAAGGUGGCCUAUGUGACGGGUGGCGGGCAAGGCAUCGGGCGAGCGUUCGCUCAUGCCCUGGGGGAGGCUGGUGCGAAGGUGGCUGUGGUGGAUCUGGAUCAAGCUAAAGCUGAGGCAGUUGGAAAGGAGCUUUUUCUCAAAGGUAUCCACGCCAUUUCCAUCACGGCAGACGUCAGCAAGUCGGACGACGUCCAGAGGAUGGUGGACACCAUCGUCUCUAAAUGGGGAUCAAUCCACAUCGGCUGCAACAACGCUGGCAUCAACAUGAACUCAGCCAGCGAGGACACCAGCUUAGAAGAGUGGGACAAAACCUUCAGCGUGAACCUGAGGGGGACUUUCAUGUGUUGUCAGGCAGCAGGUCGAGUGAUGUUAAAGCAAGGAUACGGGAAGAUUAUCAACACAGCCUCCAUGGCCAGUCUAAUAGUGCCCCACCCGCAGAAGCAGCUUUCCUACAACACAUCCAAGGCCGGAGUAGUAAAACUGACUCAGACUUUGGGCACUGAAUGGGUUGACAGAGGAGUGCGCGUCAACUGCAUCUCACCGGGGAUUGUUGACACCCCUCUCAUCCACUCGGAGGAUCUGAGGCCUCUGGUGCAGCGCUGGCUGUCAGACAUCCCUGCUGGUAGACUGGCUCAAGUGACAGACCUGCAAGCUGCAGUGGUCUACUUGGCAUCUGAAGCCUCUGACUACAUGACAGGGCAUAACUUAGUCAUAGAGGGUGGGCAGAGUCUGUGGUAGAAGCUGCAGAGGAGAAAUGAAAACUUUACUCCCCUCUUCACUGGAAAUAAGUGGCAUUCAUAUUAUCUCAGUUUAAAUUUUAAAGCUAAAGGCAAAGUUUCAGUCUCCCGUCCAGGAUGUUGCAGCAAUGGUUAGAUGUGUUUGAUAAACACUAAGAAGAGUUGGAAGAACUGCUGAGCAGCAAGUAAAAGUACCGAACCUGUCAGACCCAUGUUGGUGUUUGAAUGAUGGUGGAAAAACUGAUCUUUGGGUUUGUUGGGUUUAAUUGUUACAGAUGUGGCCAGUAGACGAGGUCUGGGUGACCCAGGGAUGCAGAUUUUGUGAUACACUGAAAAAUAAACGUUGAAC
Molecule: messenger RNA, 2121 nt
Organism: Melanotaenia boesemani (Boeseman's rainbowfish)
Lineage: Eukaryota; Metazoa; Chordata; Actinopteri; Atheriniformes; Melanotaeniidae
Exons: 11
Coding region: 124-1773 (549 amino acids)
Molecular function (GO): oxidoreductase activity, acting on the CH-OH group of donors, NAD or NADP as acceptor; O-methyltransferase activity
Source: RefSeq, a predicted model, not a curated record